UGUAAAUACAGGCGUCUCUUAGAUAAGCUGACUAACAAGCUGGGAGCUGAGGGUCAUAACCCAGCCUGGGAGGGAGCUGAAAAUAUGGCUGUUUGCAGCAGUUUACUGCGGUUAGUCCUGCUGUGGUGGCUGAUCUGGGAGGCUGGCUGUGAUACGCAGCAUCAUGGAGAAGAAGUGGAGCUUAUCCAUUCUGACAAACAGACCAGAUUGGGAUGGAUUUCAGAACCAUCCAAUGAAUGGAGUGAAAUUCGAAUAAAAGCUGGUACUCCCAGUCCUGUACCUGUGCUCCAAGCCUGUGGGAAGAGAGUGAUGAGAACUGUCCUAAGCCCGUGGAUGGAGUGCAAAGACGCCCACUAUUUACUAAUGGAUAUUGCAAUAGCCCAAGAGGAGGAAUUACCUGGUCCGCUCAGCCCUCUCCAAGUUUACCUUUUCGACCUACAAACCCCUAUCAAAAAAAUAAAUAAUAUGAGGACUGUCUUACACCUCAAGAGCCCCAAGCCUUUCUCUCGUUCUGUACCUCCAGCCCAAAUAUUCAGCCACCUGAACCACACCCUGGCCCUGAACCUGGGUUCAAUCACUCGUGGAGGCUUCCAGCUUGCCUUUUCCUACUCAGGAACAUGUGUUUUUGUAACAUCCAUCAGACUGUAUUACAGGAUAUGCCCUGAGCUGGCAUCUGGUCUGAUUUUAUUUAAAAGUACAGGGGCCGGAUCAGGGCUCACGUUUGGCUCUUGUGUGAAGGGUGCUGUGGAGGGAUCUCCUCCUUCAAGAGUGUGUAAUAUGGAUGGAACGUGGGGGCCUCUACAAGGUGGGUGUACCUGUAAACAUGGACAUGAAGAGAUGGAUAACACAUGUCAAGCCUGCAGGAUGGGAUACUAUAAAGCAGCCAAUGAGACUGGAGGAUGCCAGAUAUGCCCCAUAAAUACCUGGACCAUCACAGAGGGAUCAGAGAAAUGUGAAUGUCAUCCGGGAUUCAGCCGCCUGCCUUCUGACCACCAUCAUCUUGGCUGCACAAAGCCACCUUCUGCUCCGGUGAAUCUCACAGCGUGGUAUCAUAACAGCUCUGUACUGACAGUGAUGUGGGACCCUCCUCAUGACCUGGGAGGCAGAAAAGAAGUAAAGUACCGUGUCACAUGUGAAAGGAAAACAGAAGCUAGCAGUCGGUGGAAGGAGUGUGGGAACAAUGUGGUUUUUCUACAAGACUCAGAAGAGCUCACCAACAAGGAAGUCAACAUUGUGGGACUCAACCCAUGGUGUGAUUACCGAGUCUCAGUGCAAGCGUGGAACGACAUCUCUACCCUGCAGGAAGAAUCACAUCCGUCCACUGCGACCAUCGUUAUUCACAGAAGGAAAAGUCCUCCCCUGGUCACUGAGACCCCAGGCUUAAACGUCACAAGUCAUGAAUUAACUCCAACUACUCUACAGCAGAGUCAUCUCUCCAAACUCCUCACAAUUGGUGUUGUAACUAUACUUGGAAUCCUGCUGCUCACGCUUCUAAUCUCCAUUGCAGUGUGUGCUUGGCGUAAAAACUACUCUAAACUCAGGUCAGACCAUGAAAUGGUGAUUUUGCCUCCCCGUGAAACUUACUGCCGCCAACAGAUGGUGGGGACUGCACCCCCACAGCCCAACAUUGCACAGGGUGGAACACCUUUGCUGGAGAGGAUUGGUGGUAGACUGUUGGCCAAUUUGAAGGAAGUCCUGGUAGAACGAAACCAACUGACCCUGGGCAAGGAGCUGGGCAAAGGGGAGUAUGGCUCAGUGUAUGCUGGGGUCUUUACACCAGAGGAAGGCAUUGACAUCAAGGUAGCUGUGAAGACCAUACGAGUCGGAAUCCACUGCCAGGAAGACUUGCAUGAGUUUUUGAAAGAGGCAGAGAUCAUGAAGAACUUUGAUCAUGAAAACGUUGUUAAACUACUGGGUGUCGCUUUAGAGAGCGAUCAGGAUUCUCUCCUACCUGUUCCUCUGGUCAUCCUUCCCUACAUGAAACAUGGAGACUUGCGCCGCUUCCUUAUUGCUACACGCUAUGGAGAAAAUCCUUUGUCUGUACCCCACCAAGUUCUCCUGCAGUUCUUGAUUGACAUUGCAGCAGGCAUGGACUAUUUGAGCUCACGAGGUUUUCUGCACAGAGACUUGGCUGCACGCAACUGCAUGCUGGGUGAUGACCUUAGGGUUUGUGUGGCUGACUUUGGCCUGUCCAAGAAGAUCUAUGGCAGCAAUUACUAUCGUCAGAAAGCAGUUAUACGUAUGCCAAUCAAAUGGAUGGCCAUGGAGAGCCUGUCUGAGUCCAUCUUCACCACCAAAAGUGAUGUGGUUAGUUUCUUAUGGAGACGUUUACUUACUGUGCAGAUAUUUACACAUUUGCAGCAUUUAUUUAUCAAGUUAAAAAAAAAAAAAACUUAUUUGUUCUUUUCUCAGUGGUCAUUUGGAGUAACUAUGUGGGAGAUUGUGUCCAGAGGAAUGACUCCAUAUCCUGGAGUACACAACCAUGAACUGCUGGACCUUCUACAGUCUGGAUACAGGCUUAAACCACCUGAAGACUGUGAUCAGAAACUUUAUGAAGUCAUGCAGAGCUGCUGGGAAAGGGAACCGAGCAUGAGGCCUACCUUCAGAGAUCUACACAAAACACUGAAAAGUCUUCUAUCACAGCUCCCAGUCCUGACAGUCAGCCAGGAGGCUAGUUACAUCAACUUUGGCUUGGAUGUUACUGAUGCUGCUGCUGCUGCUCCCUCCCAGGAUCCACAGACAAACUCUGCAGAAAGACAAGAAAACGUCUACCAUCUUACUCUUAUGGGUGCACAGGGAUGUCCCCUUCCUCCUCGAUGGGGGCAGUAAUUGUGUGUGUUUCAUGUUUUCUUCAAUCAACAGUCCCCACACUGGACUAGUGUUGGCUAACAGGCACACUGCAGCUUGACGAGGUGAAGCACACUUGAACAACCGUGUGUUAACUUCGAGUGGAGGUAGCAUCAGCUGUCGAAAACAUAUAUUUUCAGUGUCCUACUCAUGACUGACGAGUAGAGAGUCCAGAACAGUGGCUACAAAUAAUGGAGAUAAACUUUCAGACAGGUUUUGUCAUAAAAUCCUCUCCCUUGGUUCUGCUUCACCUCCACUCUUUUUUCGUCUCUCCCUUUUUCCUUUCCCUCCAGUUCUGUCUGCCAAUCAACAGCCCGCAAAGGUGUCACUCACUCAGCACUUCCUGUUACCAAAUCUUUCAAAGUAAAAUAGCAUAUAUAGCCAUGAACUUUCAAAAUAAAACAAAUGACUUAAAAUAAUGAAUUUCAGUUCUCCUUUUAAAUCAUUUAACACAGUUACCAUUUUUUAUUUAUGCAACAUGACAGCAGGAACAGUUUAUAAUAAAUGUUUUAAACUCUUCACUGUUUUUACCCACAUACUUUUUAAAUGGCCAUUCAACACUACAAGACAACAUUUUGUACCUGGUUACACUUCCCUUGAUAGUUUAUUUUCAGCUGUAUCAAAGAUUGUUGGUAGCGAAAUUUGAUUGUUGUGAUAUACACUUACCUGGCCAAAAAAAAAAAAAAAAAAAUGUCUGCAACUAAUCAAAUAAGCAGGAGCCUCCGAUUAGACAAUUAUAUGGGCUCAAUAUUAAGUCAUAA
Messenger RNA from Melanotaenia boesemani (Boeseman's rainbowfish), 3608 nucleotides. RefSeq names its product tyrosine-protein kinase Mer. The record is from RefSeq and is a predicted model, not a curated record. Gene Ontology annotation, cellular component: plasma membrane; signaling receptor complex; neuron projection. NCBI's taxonomy places the organism in Eukaryota, Metazoa, Chordata, Actinopteri, Atheriniformes, Melanotaeniidae. Gene Ontology annotation, molecular function: ATP binding; protein binding; transmembrane-ephrin receptor activity. Bases 85 to 2829 code for a protein of 914 amino acids. Gene Ontology annotation, biological process: protein phosphorylation; axon guidance; cell surface receptor protein tyrosine kinase signaling pathway. The transcript is spliced from 14 exons.